Caenorhabditis angaria is the source of this 313-nucleotide messenger RNA. The record is from the annotation of a GenBank genome assembly. NCBI's taxonomy places the organism in Eukaryota, Metazoa, Nematoda, Chromadorea, Rhabditida, Rhabditidae.
AUGUUCGCUAAAGUGUAAGUUCUCUAUUCUCUCAAAAACUUAUUUAAAAUUCAAAAUUUUUUGCAGUAUUCUCUCAAUCUUGGCUUUGUUCGCCAUUGCUCAAGCUCAAUACUUAUACUCAUCCCCAUAUGCUGCCUAUCCAGCCGCAUCUGCCUAUUACCCAUCAGCCGCUUAUGCUUACCCAUCGGUUUACAGUGGAUACGCCGCAACUGUUCCAGGAUAUGCUUAUGCUUGGGGAUCGAACAAAGCUUCUGCUACUUCGGGAUCUGCUCAACAACAACCAGCCGCUUCAUCAUUGACAAAUAACAAUUGA